This is a messenger RNA of Paramecium pentaurelia, 1153 nucleotides long. The record is from the annotation of a GenBank genome assembly. NCBI's taxonomy places the organism in Eukaryota, Ciliophora, Oligohymenophorea, Peniculida, Parameciidae.
AUGGAUGAUCACAUUUAAUAAGCAUGGUAAUUUUACAGAAAGUUAGGAUCACCUAAAUUUAUUUGUAUCUCCAUUAACUUAUCAUAGGUGCCCCUAUGGUUGAUUAAAGUGAACUUGCAUUUAGAAUGAUAACUAGAAAAUAUGGAACAACAUUAGCUUACACUCCUAUGUUACAUAGUAGAAUCAUGACUGAAUCUAAAUCAUACAAAGAAGAAUUCUUUACUACUUGCCCAGAAGACAGACCUUUGUUUGCCUAAUUAUGUGGACAUGAUCCCCAAUUCUUAAUUAAAGCAGCAUAAAUGAUUUAAGAUCAAUGUGAUGCCAUCGAUAUCAAUCUUGGUUGUCCUUAAGGAAUUGCAAAGAAAGGCCUUUAUGGAGCUUAUCUUUUAGAAAAGAGAGAAUAAGUUCUGUAAAUUCACUCAUUUAAAUCAUAGAACCAUUGUGAAAGAGUUAAAAUAAAAUAUUAAAGUUCCAGUUACUUGCAAAAUCAGAGUAUUCAAAGAUCGAAAUAGAACUCUUGAUUUAGCCAAAGAUAUUUAAUAAGCUGGAUGCUCUAUUCUUACUGUUCAUGGAAGAACUAAAGAGCAAAAUAAAGACUUUGUUGGUCAAUGCAAUUGGACAAUUAUAGCAGAAAUUAAACAACAACUACAAAUUCCUGUCUUUGCUAAUGGAGGCAUAUACACUUGGUCUGAUGUUGAAAGAUGUCUCCAAGAGACUAAAGUAGAUGCAGUCAUGUCUUCUGAAGCUCUCUUAGAAAAUCCUGCUCUUUUUUCUGGUUAAAUUAAAGAUUUAAAUGACUUGGCUUUGGAAUAUAUGUAAUUUGCCAAGUAAUAUGAUGCCAGAAUAGUUGAGAUCAAAGCACAUUUAUUUAAACUCCUUUAUACAGGGUUACAGACACAUGUUGGUAAUCUAGCAGUUUUAUUUUUAGACCAAAGAUCUAAGCUAGCUUCUGCAAAAACAUAUGAAGAGCAUUUAGAAGUAGUCAUUGAAUUAAAAAACAAAAGAGCUGAUGUUCCCAAAGAAAAUAAAUUUGGUUGGUAUAAAAGAUAUUAAAACUUUAAAUAACCUUAAGAUAAAAUAAAGGAUGAUGAAAAAUAGGAAAAUAUCCUUUAAUAGUAGGAUUUGUUGUUAAUAAAUUAUGAUACAUAAUGAU